AUGCGGAACGCGACGCCCAGCGAGCAGCCGGAGCCUAACGUCACUCUGGACCUGGACUGGGACGCUUCCCCCGGCAACGACUCGAUGAUGACGGACGAGCUGCUGCCGCUGUUCCCCGCGCCGCUGCUGGCAGGCGUCACCGCCACCUGCGUGGCGCUCUUUGUGGUGGGCAUCUCGGGCAACCUGCUCACCAUGCUGGUGGUGUCCCGCUUCCGCGAGCUGCGCACCACCACCAACCUCUACCUGUCCAGCAUGGCCUUCUCCGACCUGCUCAUCUUCCUGUGCAUGCCGCUGGACCUCGUCCGCCUCUGGCAGUACCGGCCCUGGAACUUUGGCGACCUGCUCUGCAAACUCUUCCAGUUCGUCAGCGAGAGCUGCACCUACGCCACGGUCCUCACCAUCACCGCGCUGAGCGUCGAGCGCUACUUCGCCAUCUGCUUCCCGCUGCGGGCCAAGGUGGUGGUCACCAAGGGCCGCGUGAAGCUGGUCAUCCUUGUCAUCUGGGCCGUGGCCUUCUGCAGCGCGGGGCCCAUCUUCGUGCUGGUGGGCGUGGAGCACGAGAACGGGACCGACCCUCGGGACACCAACGAGUGCCGCGCCACUGAGUUCGCGGUGCGCUCUGGGCUGCUCACGGUCAUGGUGUGGGUGUCCAGCGUCUUCUUCUUCCUGCCGGUCUUCUGCCUCACCGUGCUCUACAGUCUCAUCGGGAGGAAGCUGUGGCGGAGGCGCGGCGAUGCGGCGGUGGGCGCCUCACUCAGGGACCAGAACCACAAGCAGACGGUGAAGAUGCUUGCUGUGGUGGUGUUUGCCUUCAUCCUCUGCUGGCUGCCCUUCCAUGUGGGAAGAUACCUGUUUUCCAAGUCCUUCGAGCCCGGCUCUCUGGAGAUUGCUCAGGUCAGCCAGUACUGUAACCUUGUGUCCUUCGUCCUCUUCUACCUCAGCGCUGCCAUCAACCCCAUUCUGUACAACAUCAUGUCCAAGAAGUACCGGGUGGCGGUGUUCAAGCUUCUGGGCUUUGAAUCCUUCUCGCAGAGAAAGCUCUCCACUCUGAAGGAUGAAAGCUCUCGGGCCUGGGCAAAGUCGAGCACCAACACAUGA
Peromyscus eremicus (cactus mouse) is the source of this 1098-nucleotide messenger RNA. RefSeq names its product growth hormone secretagogue receptor (gene Ghsr). The transcript has 2 exons. Gene Ontology annotation, molecular function: growth hormone secretagogue receptor activity. Bases 1 to 1098 code for a protein of 365 amino acids. Gene Ontology annotation, cellular component: plasma membrane. Gene Ontology annotation, biological process: hormone-mediated signaling pathway; G protein-coupled receptor signaling pathway. The record is from RefSeq and is a predicted model, not a curated record. Lineage: Eukaryota; Metazoa; Chordata; Mammalia; Rodentia; Cricetidae.